This is a messenger RNA of Colletotrichum orchidophilum, 2331 nucleotides long. Its product is annotated as vacuolar sorting protein VPS1. The transcript has 6 exons. Bases 1 to 2331 code for a protein of 776 amino acids. Lineage: Eukaryota; Fungi; Ascomycota; Sordariomycetes; Glomerellales; Glomerellaceae. Gene Ontology annotation, molecular function: microtubule binding; GTP binding; GTPase activity. The record is from RefSeq and is a predicted model, not a curated record. Gene Ontology annotation, cellular component: cytoplasm; microtubule; membrane.
AUGUCGCCCAUCGGAUCCAGCCCUGUGCCAAAGGACUACGAGUCGCAGGUCGACUCGGCCGUUGACUCUGUGGCUUAUUUCUCCUGCUCUGACAAAGUUUUGGACAAACAAGACAGAGCUGGUGUCAUCCCCGAGAACCCUUUCGAUAGCGAGAGCAGUAGAGUUCUGUUCGAUGCCAUUGAUAAGCUUCAAUCUUGUGGUGUCAGCCAAGAGCUUGCUAUUCCUCAGUUGGUCAUUGUCGGUGGUCAGUCUACAGGAAAGUCAUCCCUCCUCCAGAGCUUGACCGACAUUCCCUUCCCUGUUGGUUCUGGCUGUUGCACUCGUUUUGCAACAAGGAUCGUGUCUCGGAGAACUGCGCCUGGAAGUCACAGUUCUAUCAAAGUGACAAUCGUUGAGCCUGAUGUAACCGAUUUGUUUGACUAUCCACCGGACGACACUUACAAAAACUUUCCGCCUUAUGUCACCGAUCAUCUGGGUGUCGAAGAGUUUACACAGCUUAUGGAAACCAUUACCAACAAGUACAUGGGAAUCAAGAGAGGCCAAGGACGUGAUGCGAAGAAUUUUGCUUCUCAAGUUCUGCGGAUUGAGCUUUCGGGCCCGUCCCGAUCACACUUCAGCAUUCUUGACGUUCCUGGCAUCUUCUCUUAUGCUCACGAUGUCAAUGAAGACGAGGAGCACGGCGUGAGGCAGAUGGUCGGGGAGUACAUGAAACAACCAGCAAACAUUGUGAUAUGUGUGGCUGCUGCUACAGCAGAUUUGUCGACUCAAGAGAUCUUCAAGAUGGCUGCCAAUCUAGUCGACAAGAAGCGUCUUGUCGGAGUCUUUACGAAGUGCGAUAGGCUGGAGAACCCAACCGAAGUUAUUGAUAUUGCCAGUGGAUAUGGCAAAGACUCGGCCAGAUCUAUGAAGGACGGUUGGUUUGUAGUGAGAAACCGAUCUGACGCCGAUGGUGACGACUUUGACGUCAAAGAAGCUGAACGCAAGCUCUUCAGCCACUCACCUUGGGACAAGAUUCCAGAAAACCGAAGAGGGUCUGUUCAGCUCCAAAAGCACCUUGGCAACCUUCUUUGUGCGCAGAUUCGAGGAAACUUCCCUUCGAUCCAAGAGUCGGUCCGGAGACUGUUAUUGGAUGCCAAGGACAGCAGGAGAAGUCUAGGAGAACCGCGCCCAAGCCACCAUCUUCGCCAGCAGUACAUCAGGGAUGUGGUUGAGAAAUACCACAAAAUCGCAACCAAGACUCUCAACAGCCCCGGAUCCUUGUCUGAUGACAACCUACGUGUAAGAGGAUUGGUGCGUCAGGCGAAUGAGAGCUUCACCGCAGAGAUGCUGGCACAUGGUCACACGCACACGUUCGAAGACCGAGGAAUCGAUCCCAUGGUUCAGCUUGCCGACACUAUAGCCUCCUUUUCCGAUCAUGGGCUAUUGACAACUGGAAGUAGAAAAGUUGCCGACCUAGAGCAUGCCACGACACCACCCAAAACACCGCCCAAAAUACAAGGUCCCACGCGUCAGCAGCCAACUAAGUCUCAUGUCGCCCGCGGAACACCGCUCGUUGAUGAAAUCCGCGAGCAGCUCCACAUUUGGCAAACGACAGAACUCCCAGGGAUGGUGAAUACACAAGUCAUUCAGGUUCUUUACAAGAAGCAAUCAGAACACUGGGAACGCAUUGCAGAACAACACAUCGAAGCCAUUGCUAAUGACGUAGAGUUCGCCUCUAACUGGAUUCUCGAGGACGUUUGCUCUCCCGACAGUUGCUCGAAAAUCCUGUUCGAGGAACUCUCUCGAGCCCUUUCUCGCUUCCAGCAACAAGCUAAACAGAAGGCUCUUCAAGAGCUCAAGGAUCACUGCCGACGAGAGAGGGAGGCUCAUCUUCAGACAACAGACGCAAGGUUCCAUGAAAGGUUGCAAACGUUACGGACUGUUCGACUCAUCAGAGCUUUCUGCUCGGGCCCAUCGCUGACGGAACAUCUCGAUAUGAACCGCUCAAAGGCCCUUUUCCAUCAUUUCCAUCACUCUAUCGAAGGCAACAUGGUGAGAGAUGUGCAUGAUGUUGUCAAGGUCUAUUACGAACUUUCACUUGAGGCUUUCAUCAGAUACAUCACCAACGAUAUUGUCGAGGAUUUUGUGUCUUAUCGCAAGGGACCGCUCAUGGGAUUGUCGACGGACUGGGUUUUCACGUUGACUGAUCAAGAAGUUGAGAAGCUCGCUCGCGAGGAUGAUGAGACAGUACGAAGACGCUCUCACUUUGACGGGGUCAUUAAAAAGCUCGAGUCUGCGCAUGAAAUAGCCGAGAAGGCUAGGAUCCAUACACGGAGUCUUGGAGAUCUGUGA